AUGCAAUCCGCACCCGAAAUUGACAGAAUUCUGAAUACUCGAGUUACUCGUUCAACAGCAGAAAGUUUGUUGAUUAAUGGAAACUCUACUUCUCCCGUAAAAAUUGGUAAACACAAAUAUUUGAUUCACAAUACAUGUCCAUUUGACUCGGUAUCUGCAAUAGUUACAAUGGCAUAUAUUGAUAAUCCUCGUUACAAACAAUUUAUUAAUGAUAGCGAAAACUCUUUUUUAAAAUUUUGCAAAAAUUUGGCCAUCAAUGGUACUUCAAUAAAAUCGUACUGUGAUCGAGGUACUUUAUUGAAAACUAUUUUCACAGAAAAUACUGGAAUUCAGGCAUUAAACUUAUAA
Messenger RNA from Macrosiphum euphorbiae (potato aphid), 348 nucleotides. NCBI's taxonomy places the organism in Eukaryota, Metazoa, Arthropoda, Insecta, Hemiptera, Aphididae. The record is from the annotation of a GenBank genome assembly.